This is a messenger RNA of Nymphaea colorata (pocket water lily), 1588 nucleotides long. Its product is annotated as thiosulfate/3-mercaptopyruvate sulfurtransferase 2. Lineage: Eukaryota; Viridiplantae; Streptophyta; Magnoliopsida; Nymphaeales; Nymphaeaceae. Gene Ontology annotation, cellular component: mitochondrion. The coding region runs from base 132 to 1259 and encodes 375 amino acids. The transcript is spliced from 12 exons. Gene Ontology annotation, biological process: transsulfuration. The record is from RefSeq and is a predicted model, not a curated record. Gene Ontology annotation, molecular function: thiosulfate-cyanide sulfurtransferase activity.
CGUGGAACUUGACUGAGGCUCGCUCUCUCUCCAGCGGCGUCGGGUGUGGUGCCGGUACAGACCAUCGCUAUUGCUUCAAUUUCUGAAUCCGCAGUGCUCCCUCCUUCCAAGUUUUCUUGUGCUGCUACCACAUGGCGACUGCUAUCUUAGGAAGAUCCCUUUCGGGGCUGAGAUCGGUCCGACCAUCGAUUCCAAGGGCGAGCAAAACCCCAAUCUCUAACGCGUUCUUAAUAAAGAGGUUCUUGUGUUGCCUUGUUCAUCCGACGCUUUUCUCUGCGACUUCUGGCUCAUCGCAUUGUGUUGCAGUCAGUUCAGCCCAGACAUGCAAAGCUUCAUAUUCCACUCAAACGAUAACAACGACUGAACCAGUUGUUUCUGUUGAUCAGCUUCAUGAUAACCUUCGGGAUCCGUACCUGAAGGUUUUGGAUGCUUCCUGGUACAUGCCAGAUGAGAAAAGAAAUCCUCUACAAGAAUAUCAGAUGGCUCAUAUUCCUGGUGCACUGUUCUUUGAUGUUGAUGGUAUAUCAGAUCGGAACUCUAGUUUGCCACAUAUGCUGCCAUCUGAGGAUGCUUUUGCAGCUGCUGUUUCUGCCCUUGGCAUUCAGAAUCAAGAUGGUGUGAUUGUUUAUGAUGGAAAGGGUUUAUUCAGUGCAGCUCGUGUUUGGUGGAUGUUCAGAGUCUUUGGUCAUGACAGAAUUUGGGUUUUGGAUGGAGGCUUGCCAAGAUGGCGAGCUUCUGGAUAUGAUGUUGAAUCCAGUGCCUCUGAUGAUUCGAUUGUCAAGGCUAGUGCUGCAAGUGAAGCAAUAGAAAAGGUCUACCAAGGAAAAGCAGUUGUCCCUACAUCUUUUCAAGCAAGGUUUCAACCACAUUUGAUUUGGUCGCUUGAGCAGGUUAAGCAAAACAUUGAAGAGAGAACACACCAGCAUAUUGAUGCCCGUUCAAAGCCUAGGUUUGAUGGUAUAGCUCCUGAGCCCCGAAAAGGUGUACGAGGUGGUCAUGUGCCAGGCAGUAAAUGCAUUCCUUUCCCAAAGAUGAUAGAUGACAAUCAGUGCCUACUACCCACAAGUGAGCUUACACAAGUAUUUGAGGGAGAAGGUUUGUUCCUUGAUCGUCCUGUUGUGGCUUCUUGUGGAACUGGUGUUACUGCUUGCAUACUUGCAUUGGGGCUCCAUCGCCUUGGCAAAACCGAUGUUCCAGUGUAUGAUGGCUCUUGGACUGAAUGGGGAGGACAUCCCGACACACCAGUUUCCACUGCUUAACUGCUUUCACCUUGGUUAUGGCUUCUCCCAGAAUGUUGUGGGGAUGUAUGGCUGAAUCUACCAAGGCCAAGAUAAACAUCUUUUCUAGUCACUGUUUCAAAUGGGAAGACAAUUCUUCUAUUUCUGUAUGAGUUGAACAAAUCAGAAGACAGGAAGUGUCCAUCUUGCUGAUCAGCUGAAGCUUGAUAAGCAUCCCCAAGUCGUUAGAACUGCGCCUUUCCCUGGCUUGGAUGCAUGCAAAUUCUUGGAUUACGCCAAUUUGUUUGUCACCAACUAAAGAUUAAUGUAUCUCUAAGGUUGUAUAAUAAUUCACUGCUUCAUUCUACAAA